AUGACUCCAGAACCAUCAAGCAGGCCUGAAAGCCCUCCACUCUCAGAAUCAGACGACGCACCUCUCCUCUCUCGCAGCCCCUCACCACAAUCCCCUCAACCCCCAAAACCACCCGUAUCAUGGUCCUCCCUCCCAAACAAAGGCCAACUCGCCGUGAUCCUCCUCGCGCGUCUCGCGGAACCCCUCAGCGAGCGCUCCCUGGCUUCAUAUCUCUUCUUUCAGCUCCAAUGGUUCAAUCCCGAUAUUGAUCCUUCGGAAAUUCCGAAGCAGAUGGGUUACAUCACUGCUACGUUUGCUGCGGCUCAGUGUCUUACGUCUAUGUGGUGGGGAAGGGCGGCUGAUCAUCCGAGGCUAGGGAGGAAGAGGGUUUUGUUAAUUGGACUUGGGGGCUCGUCCUUGUCGGCCUUGGGGAUGGGAUUUUCGAGAUCGCUUGGCGUGGCCUUCCUUUUUCGGUUUUGUGCGGGUGCGUUGAAUGGUAAUAUCGGGGUUCUGAGGACCAUGGUUUCUGAAAUUGUUCCUGAGAAGCGGCAUAAAACGCGAGCCUUUCUCCUAUUGCCGAUGUGCUUCAACGUCGGAGUCAUCAUCGGACCUCUGCUGACAGGUUUCAUGGCUGACCCCGUUCACACUCUUCCUAGCAUCUUUGGCCCAGGUUCUCUAUUUGGCGGAGAGAAUGGCGUGCAAUGGCUCGAAAGAUUCCCCUAUGCACUUCCAAACCUCUUCUGCUUCUCGAUCUUGAUGUCAGCGUUCUUUCUGGUCAUUCUUGGCCUCGAUGAAACGCAUUCGCAUCUCCGACAUCGACCGGAUCCUGGACGCAGACUCGGAAAACUUCUCCUACGAAUCAUCCUUCGACGGAAGAAGAAUGACCAUCUUUACAGCUCCAUCGAUAUUGAGGAUCCGUCUGAGGAGUUGAUGGAUCAUGACGCCGACCAAGAAUUCGGGGAAAGUUCAAGACCAGCUAAGGCAUACAGCAAGACUCGUCCUCCGUUUCGAGAUGUGCUGACAAAGAACGUCUGUCUCAACAUGCUACAGCGCUUUCUACAAUCACUUCACGUCUCGGCAUUCAACUCCAUCUUAUUCAGUCUUUUGCCCACUCCUAAAGCAGACUCUACCGAUUUCCAUCUGCCUUUCCGCUUCACCGGUGGUCUAGGCUUGUCAAGCGAGAGAAUGGGCUUAGCCAACACAAUCAUCGGGACUAUCGGCAUCCCGCUUCAGCUCUUUAUAUACCCCAGACUCAUCGGCAAACUGGGCGUAAAGGCUUCAUACAGUGCUUUUCUUCCAUUGAGCAUUAUUGCAUACUUCCUCCUCCCAUACCUAGUUCUUCUGCCAGAUAAUAACGCUCUGGUAUGGACUUGCCUAUCUGCAGUUCUGAGUCUACAGGUACUGUCUCGAACGUUUGUGAACCCUGCUACUAUGAUGCUUGUCAAUGACUCGGCGCCAAGUCCAAAUUUGUUGGGCACGGUGCAUGGUUUGGCAUCGAGUAUCUCGAGUGCUGCUCGGAUUAUGGGACCUACGGUCGGUGGAACGUUGCUUGGAUGGGGUCUUGCUCAUAAUCUUGUGGGAUUGCCUUUAUGGGUGUUGACGAUUUUGGCAUUGGCAAACUGGGUUAUUCUGUGGUGGAUUGAUGAUGUGAACAUGUCUGAAUGAGGUGCAUGUACACCAAUUGGUGAUGAGGUCAGGGGUUGGAUUCACUGCCUUGGAUGAGAAAUGUAUCUCGUUUGGCAUGAGUUUACGGUUCUGAUCAUCAUUACUAUAAUUCGGCGAUGCAAGUGUAUAGAAUCUUAUAUGGAAGUCUAAUAAAUAGGACCUCCAUUCUCAUUAUUGGUGACUACCUCUGUCCCUAGCCAAUGAUCAUCGUCAGGAAGUUAGCCUUCCCGAAGCUAUGGAUGAAUAGUGACCCUCCAAUAUGAGCUAGGAUCUUGAGUAUCCAGAAUGAGUUUCAUUGAUAAUCCGGGCGAUUCUUCCCUUGUCAAAGACUUCAACUCAAAGCUCUUCUCGAGCCCUCUCUUUGCCAAUAAUCGCAGUGUAUGCUCCCAUACCAUGGCUCUCAAGCAUCCGAAUCCUCAUCACUAUCCUCCUCCACAACAAGAUCAAUGACCAACGCCGCCUUAUCAUUCAACUUAUCAAGCUGAAACCCCACCGCAAGCGCAUCAGUGGCGUCAUGUAUACAACCCGCAACAUCGAGGCCAACAUCAUGCUCUUUGAGUGCAAGACAAAUCACUCUGAAAUGCUCAUGAUGCACAUCCUCAUCGCCACCUCCGUCAAAGAUGAGCACAGCGUUGCGGUGGAUGAGACAGAAAUCUUCUUGCACACCGGGAUAUUUCUUGAUGGCUGCUAGUUUGGCGGGCGUGCAGGAUGAGCUGGCGACGAGGCGGGUGAAGAUCCGCGCGUUGAGGAGGGCAUUGACGGAUGAGGGUGAUUUAGGAGUGAAGAUUAUUACGUUAGGAGGGAGUGCUGGUGUUUCUGAAGGACGGUUCUGUGUCGUCAUUUUGAAGUUGUAACCCAGGUGUUAGCGGCAGGGGGUUUG
Molecule: messenger RNA, 2524 nt
Organism: Fusarium odoratissimum NRRL 54006
Lineage: Eukaryota; Fungi; Ascomycota; Sordariomycetes; Hypocreales; Nectriaceae
Exons: 2
Coding region: 1-1644 (547 amino acids)
Biological process (GO): transmembrane transport
Molecular function (GO): transmembrane transporter activity
Source: RefSeq, a predicted model, not a curated record